ACAUACAAAGCUGGUUGUUCUUUAUGUUUCUACAACCUCUUUCUUUCAUUCCCAUUUCCUUGCAAAAGGAACCAUCAUACAUAGUUACAUACCAUGAGUAUCUCCACCACUACCACCACCCCUCUCUUCUGCUUCAACCACUACUUCACAAGAGAAAGAGAACUUUCCAUUCACCGUUCCAGGCCAAAGCCAUUCUCUCUCACUUCCGCUUCCACUCUCACCCUCUUCAACUCCAACAACAACAAUAACUGUAACUAUAGCUUUGCCUCUUGCAAACCACACAAGUUUCACACUCCAAAGUUUGAAGCUUUUGCCACAAACACGGAUACCCUCGAGUCAAUUCAGUCCUCUGAUGUCUCGUUCGAUCAGACUUUCCCCAUCAACCGAACUGAACUGGUGGAGGGAAAGAUCUUUGUAAGAUUGGAUCAGGGGAAGGAUUUGGGAAAUUGGGAGCUUACAGUGGGUUGCAAUCUACCAGGGAAAUGGAUUCUUCACUGGGGAGUUUCCCGUGUGGAUGAUGUUGGAAGUGAAUGGGAUCAACCUCCUCGCGAUAUGAUACCCCCUGGAUCUAUUCCUAUUAAGGACUAUGCAAUAGAGACACCUAUGAAGAAAUCAUUGUCAUCUGCUGAAGGAGAUAUUUUACAUGAAGUCAAGAUUGAUCUUAAACCCAACAAUGAUAUUUCAGCUAUUAAUUUUGUUCUCAAGGAUGAGGAAACCGGUGCUUGGUACCAACACAAAGGAAGAGAUUUCAAGGUUCCUCUGGUCAACUACCUUAAAGAGGAUGCUAAUAUAAUUGGACCUAAAAAGGGUUUUAGUUUGUGGCCAGGGGCCUUGGGGCAGAUAUCUAACAUUCUCCUCAAGUCAGAAGCAACACAUGACAAAGAUCAAGAUGACAACAGUGGAUCCAUAAAUACAAAAGUGGAAAAUAGUCAACUGGAAGGUUUCUAUGUAGACCUAUCAAUUACCAAGGAAGUUAUUGUCGAAAACUCUAUCAGUGUCUCCAUUAGGAAGUGCUCUGAGACAGCUAAGAAUAUUUUAUAUUUAGAAACAGAUAUACCUGGAGAUAUUCUCCUUCACUGGGGUGUUUGUAGGGAUGAUUUGAAGUGGUGGGAAAUUCCACCUGCUCCUCAUCCACCAGAAACAAUAGCAUUUAAGGACAGAGCUUUAAGAACUAAAUUACAGUCAAGAGACAGUGGAGAGGGAAGUUCAGUACAACUCUCUUUGGGAGAAGAAUUUUCUGGAUUUCUUUUUGUUCUUAAGCUAAAUGACAGUACUUGGAUAAAUGACAUGGGAGAUGACUUUUAUAUCCCUCUCCCAAGUUCUGGAAGCAUAAUUACUGGCAACAGAGAAGAUCAAUCAGAAGGUGUGCAGAGGGAAGUGACUGAAGAGGCAGGUCAAGAGGAAUCUAUAUCUGCAUUUACUGAUGAAAUAAUCAACGAAAUAAGGCAUUUGGUGACAGACAUUUCCUCUGAGAAGAAUCGAAAGACAAAAUCCAAAGAAGCACAAGAAAGCAUUCUUCAAGAAAUUGAAAAACUAGCUGCUGAAGCUUAUAGUAUCUUCAGAAGCUCAGUUCCAAGUUUCUCAGAGGAAACUAUUGCGGAAUCUGAGGCUGCUGUGGAAUCUAAGACACUAUUAUUGCCUGACUUGCCUCCACAAAUUUCCUCGGGAACAGGCACAGGGUACGAAAUUGUAUGCCAAGGGUUUAAUUGGGAAUCUCAUAAAUCUGGAAGAUGGUAUAUGGAGCUUAAAGAGAAAGCUGCAGAACUGGCAUCAUUUGGCUUUACUGUGAUAUGGUUACCACCACCUACAGAGUCUGUUUCACCUGAAGGAUAUAUGCCAAAGGAUUUAUAUAAUUUAAAUUCUAGAUAUGGAACUAUUGAUGAACUGAAGGAUGUGGUGAAAACUUUGCAUGAAGUUGGAAUCAAAGUGCUUGGAGAUGCUGUUUUAAAUCACCGCUGUGCUCACUUCAAGAACCAGAGUGGUAUUUGGAACUUAUUUGGAGGUCGUCUCAACUGGGAUGAUCGUGCAAUUGUAGCUGAUGAUCCACAUUUUCAGGGGAGAGGCAACAAGAGUAGUGGAGACAAUUUUCAUGCUGCUCCAAACAUUGAUCAUUCACAGGACUUUGUGAGAAAGGAUCUUAAAGAAUGGUUAUGCUGGAUGAGGGAAGAAAUUGGGUAUGAUGGGUGGAGGCUUGACUUUGUCAGGGGAUUUUGGGGUGGCUAUGUAAAGGACUACCUGGAAGCAAGUGAACCUUACUUUGCGGUAGGAGAGUACUGGGAUUCCCUUAGUUAUACAUAUGGUGAAAUGGAUCAUAAUCAAGAUGCACAUAGGCAGAGGAUCGUUGACUGGAUCAAUGCUACUGCUGGUACUGCUGGUGCAUUUGAUGUUACAACCAAAGGGAUUCUUCACUCUGCUUUGGAAAGAUGUGAAUAUUGGCGCUUGUCAGAUCAGAAGGGGAAACCCCCCGGUGUUCUUGGAUGGUGGCCGUCUCGUGCUGUUACUUUUAUAGAAAAUCAUGACACUGGCUCUACCCAGGGUCAUUGGAGAUUUCCCAGUGGAAAAGAAAUGCAGGGAUAUGCCUACACUCUUACUCACCCAGGAACACCAUCAGUGUUCUAUGACCAUAUUUUUUCUCACUAUAAAACUGAAAUAGCAACACUUAUCUCUAUCAGGAAGCGGAACAAGAUCCACUGCAGGAGUACACUUAAAAUUUGCAAGGCAGAAAGGGAUGUUUAUGCAGCUAUCGUUGAUGACAAAGUUGCUAUGAAAAUUGGACCUGGUCAUUUUGAACCACCUAGUGGAUCUCAAAGAUGGUCCUCAGCUUUGGAGGGAAGGGACUAUAAGAUUUGGGAGGCAUCAUAAUAUAAUUGUUUGUAUUUUGGAAAAUCACCACCACCUUGUAUAUGUUUCUUAGGAGGCAAGUAUAAAGACAGAAGAGUAGAUGAUGGUAUGGCAAGUCACAAUUGAAGUGAGUUGAAAUGUGCCACUGUUGCUGAACGUAUAUAUGCUGCAUUGAAGCAAAUAUUAUAGAGAAGGUUGCAGAGGGUUCAUUUCAACCAAAUGCUGGCUCUUCUGAAAUUAGGAAGCCUUCAUAUUAUAUAUACAUUAUUAUGUUUACAAAGUAUACAAUAUUUAGAUAGUAUGACAAGAUUGUAUAAAACUGCCAUUGAUAGCACAUAAUUCUUCAACAGGUUCCUGGAUCUAGAUGGCAAUGUAUUGGGGAAAAUUUGGAUUGGGAGGUUUUGGACAAAAAGGAAAGGGAGUGUAAAGUUUUAUUUUUUGAAUUAAGAGUAUAUAGUGUUUAUAAAUAAAUGAAUAAGAGAUGAAAAUUUCAUGAUA
Molecule: messenger RNA, 3339 nt
Organism: Glycine soja
Lineage: Eukaryota; Viridiplantae; Streptophyta; Magnoliopsida; Fabales; Fabaceae
Product: alpha-amylase 3, chloroplastic
Exons: 13
Coding region: 94-2862 (922 amino acids)
Biological process (GO): carbohydrate metabolic process
Molecular function (GO): alpha-amylase activity; calcium ion binding
Source: RefSeq, a predicted model, not a curated record